Messenger RNA from Anopheles moucheti, 4005 nucleotides. RefSeq lists its product as uncharacterized. Lineage: Eukaryota; Metazoa; Arthropoda; Insecta; Diptera; Culicidae. The record is from RefSeq and is a predicted model, not a curated record. The transcript is spliced from 5 exons. The coding region runs from base 1 to 3528 and encodes 1175 amino acids.
AUGUCUAGUGUGAGCUCUGACUGUGAAUCUUCGUACUAUACGGAAUCCGAAGCAGAAAGUGAUUACAUUACACAUGAGGAAGGAGAAUCGUCAGCACAGUUCAAUCACACCCUUGAGGUGGAAGAUAUUAUCCGCGGGCAUGUGGACGUAACGACAAAAAAUGCAGUCGGUCUGAACCACCAUUACAAAGCAAAACUAAUGACUCUACGGCAGAAACUGGAAGGGAUGCUUUUGCAAUGCCAAAAUCGUAUGCUUGAGGUAGAAAAAAAUCUAGAUGACAUCCGGUUAAAUUUAACGCUCAAAACGCGCCCUGCACGACCCCGGCAUCCGGGUUACAUCUGUGGACAACCGUUCUUUAAAGAUAACGAUCUCUACCCCGGUCCACACAACGAGGACUAUCUGUACCGGAAGAACGUGAAGAAAGAGUUUUUCCCACUGGAUAUGUUCGAAUCGAUUGAAACGCUCUGGACGAGCAAUGAUAAAAAGAUGGUAAAGGAUAGCGUAGCGAACCAGGCGUACGAGUUCGUGCGAAGGGAAACCCAGCUGCGGGAGAAAAUGUGCAUCAAUUCGGGCAAUGCGCGGAGCAUAAUAAAGGAUCGAAUCGAAUCGAAAACGCUACCUUUGGAAGAGAUCUGGCACGAAGCGCAAGCAUACGAUGGUAAAUAUGGGCGCCUAAAAUUCACCGUGGACUGGUUAAAAAUAUCGAACGCCAUCAUGAAUGGACGGCAUUCUGCGGCCGCCUGUGAGGGCAUGUGGAACAACUACCUCAUGCCCGGCUUGAAAAGAAGCAUGUGGACGCCGGAUGAAGAAUCGAGACUGGUCGCGGCCGUUGAAGCUAACAGACGCAGCAACUGGGUGCUUAUAGCGGUGAGCGUGGAAAAUCGUUCCGAGUACCAAUGCUUUGUGCAUUAUCAGACUAACUUUUCGGAACUGUCGCAAAUCAAAAAGAUGCCCUGGACGCAGGAAGAAGAUGAUCUAUUGUUGCGCUUGGUGAAUGAAAAUCGUAUUGGAAACAAUAUCAUUUGGAACAAAAUCGUAGAAAGGAUGCCGUACCGAAACAAGGUACAAGUAUACCAUCGGUACAAGUACACCCUGUUGCGUCCGCUUAGGGGGGCCAAGUUUACGGCCGAGGAAGAUUGUGUCAUUACCGCGUACGUGCAGCAGUUUGGCGAUGAUUUUAAAUUUUUCCCCGAAGAUCUACUACCGGGUAGGACGACGAAACAGGUUCGGGCUCGAUACAUGAAUACACUGCGCUUCGUCAAUUCACACGUCGGCUGGAGCCUCGAGGAGGACAAGCGCCUGAUGAGCUACAUCGCUGAAAAUCUUACCGAGGAAGGACCGGCAAAACUUUCCUGGGCCGAAUGUUCAAAGUAUCUCGGCAACCAUUCGCGGCUAAGUUGCCGCACUCGGUAUUACACCAUCGAAAAAUUCCUCGAGCGGAAUCCGAACGCCACGCUGGAAAGUGUACCUAGAAGAGAAAAGAAAAAGCUUUCCUCUAGCGUGACGGAUAAAAAUUGGAUAAAAACCAUCGUGGAAAUUAAGAGUGCACCACCCGUUGAUCGGAAUGCUGGAGCGCCGUUUAAUCCGUUAGAGGUCGGUAGACCGACAGUGGCCGAGUGGAGUUUGUACGAACAGAUGAAAUUUUGCUUCCGGUACAAGUUCGGCUACAAGCUGGCAGUAAACGAGAGACACAAUUACGUUUAUACGGGGACGAAAAUUGUGCUCUAUCUUUUGGAAGGAUUUCAAGAGUUGUCGUCCGAACCGGAACGAUUUCCAAGCGGCAUGUUGCAUCCGAACGGUGAAUUACUUCAGAUGAUGCAGACCGUACUUCGUCGUCCUCUGGACUGGGCCAGUAUCGUGGCUAUUAUGCAACCCAAGAUGACACCUUCGGGUGAAGCUAUGCUGUUCUGUCGUUUUCCUCCCAACUAUAAUACGGUGUUGGGUUUGCGCGGUCUUUGCCUGAAUGCUUGCAGUGUACAAACUAGACAAACCUUGCUCGAACCAAAACCUAAAAAGCUUGCCGCGUUCAAUCAACGAAUGUACGAUCAGGCAAUAGGAGCGUUUGUAGAUCGCUUCCGUAAGAUAUUUCACUGGACCAUGCUGCUAAUGAUGCUCAACAUUGAUGAUGUUUCGCUUGAGGAUGAAGAAUCAUCACGCCCAGAUCUUAGCGUUGGUAUGUCCCACAAAAGGCAUGACAAUCCAACAACAUUGUCACACAACAUUGUACCGGUAAAGGUGGAUAAGCUGAUGAACGUAUCGAGCAAUGUUUCGCAAUCGGACCACGUGAACACAGACACACCACAUUCGGCAACCGCUUUAAAUGAAAACAAUUUAAACAUUGUAACGAACAUAACAAUCAUCGAUCCGAAGGAUCUUCCAGCUGCUCCGGGAAAUGUUCCAGGCCAGCAAACUGAGUUUAAAUGUGAUAAUCAGUACUUAAGUGAGUCCCUUGCAACAUUGCACGACGGGAUUGAAACCCCCACACCUAACAGCCAAAGCUUAAAAUCAUAUCCUAGAUUGAAAACGAACAAUAUGGGAAAAUCGAUAACAAAUGAAGCUCUACAUGAACAAUGUAACCCUGGGAUGAUUUCCACGACGUCUAGGGCCACCAUUCAAGGUGUUGAAAAUCAAAUGCUAAAACAUGUACCAACAUUUACUGUUAUCGAAAUACCACAAGAAAUGCCAUUAGUGCAGCAGCAGAACGCUAGUACCGUUGCGAAUCACAGCACCCCACUCGAAGGGACGUCACACAAUAAUAUUAUUUACGACGAACAAACAAACGUUAAAAUGAGUUCAAUUGACGAACGGUAUCAUUUUAAACAAUUUUACGACCCAAGGAAAACGUGUAUUGUUCAAGACAGAGAUACGCAACUGGAAGGAGUCAUCGUUCCGUUGGAGCUGCCUCAGCAACAUAUGAUGAGCAAUGCACUUUCGAGUCUUCCAAGAGGAAGUUCAUGUUCGAAAGUAGAUGCGAUCAGUACCAGUCCUGUAAUUGCUAGCGAAGAUAUUAUAAUGAUCGAUGUUGAUCGUCAUCCGACAAAUGAUCCGAAUACUAUAAUUUCUAACACACAUGUCGAAAAUCUAGAUCAUGAUCAAGACCUGGAAUGUUUUGCUGUAACGAAACAGAACAUACUUGUAGUCCCAUUUAACCGGGUUGCAUACGAGAGAAAUUCCAUGGCGCAUAAUUUUAUUGAUGUUGUUGAAUGCGAAAAAGAACCAUCUGUGGAGACCACAUUAGUUGCACCGUUCGAGUCGCUCCAUCCCAAUAAAAUUUCAGAGAAAGAAAAGCGAGAAACUAGCAUUGUGCCAAAGGACCGAAACGAAUCUGAUGUCGCACCUGUCACUGAAGAGGUCUACAAUGCUGUGACGGAGCCGGUUCCAGACACAAACCUCGAUAGCAACGUAGAGCUCAUGGCCGAACCACUUACCGCUGUUGAUAUUAUUCGAAUGUUGCGCGCACGACAUAAUGCCUCUUAUUGCGAAGACAGUGACGAUGAAGAGGAAUUUGAACGUACACCAAUUAAUUAACGCAACUCCAGUGUAAUAUUUUCAAUUCGAUAUUAUCCGUUUAUUGAUCGUUAGUUAUUUCUUAUGACAACACGCACAAAUGUAUAGAAUCAUGGACAGAAUUAGCCAGGAUGAAUGGUGAUGAGAGAUGUAUGACCGAAACAAACCCUGGCAGCUUAGGUAAAGGUAUUAGCCAAACGUCGCAUACGCCGCGUAUUUCGAUCCUGGUCACGUAUCUUCUUUUCCAUUUCGGCAUCCGUAAGCGUUUCGAGGAAUGGUGCCCACUGGUCGGCCUCGCUCGGUGUCCGGAAGGGUACCUCUACCGUGGCUAGAGGAGUUUCACUGUACGCAUAGGUGCGCUGAUGCCACGACAGUUGGCCACGAAUGGAGUACGAGAUGGCCGUAACAAAUUCGCCCCCCAAUCCCAGUUCUGCACACAGUUUAAUGGCAAACUCCUCCGGGUUGUUCUCCUUCUCUGCCAUAUCCCAUUCAACCUGA